AUGAGAACAAGACAAAGUAAGAACCAAAACAAAUCUUGUUCUACUGUCGACCUGAGGCAGCUCGACGAGAAUGUGAAUUUCACUGCUUCUGACCCUGGCCACUCCAACGAUGUUAGUCACCGGAGCCCAGUUCAGGAGACAACUCGUUCCCAUCGAAUAAGAUGGACUCAGGAAGACCUUCAAGAAUUGAUGUGGUGCUAUUUUUACUCUCAAAAAUUUGGUUCAGGAUCGGAAAGUGACACCUUUAAAAUCUGGAGAGGGAGAAACCCAAACAGCAGGAAGGACAUGACAUCGAAGAAGUUGGCUGCCCAAAGAAGAUAUAUAAUAAAAACAAAAAAAAUUGAAAAUGAUAAAUUGGAAGAAAUUAAGAAAAAUGUAGACUCUUCGUGCAGUAAUGUUAUACGAGAUAAUGCACAAAUAAUAACAGAAUUAAAUGAGUCUAACCACAAGAGUAAAACCGAUACUGACGAGCAAUUGUUGACUGAUGCAGAAAUGAAGAGCAUCGAAGAGAGACUAAUUGAAGAGAUAAAAAAAGUAAAGAUGUGCCCAUUAAUAAACAGGGAGCCAUUAAGGAAAAUUUACAAAAAUAAAAAGGCAACUGAAGUUUUACAUCUUAUAGAUAACACCCUCAUAAAUGUAUUAGAAAAAAUGGUAGACAUUAAUUUAACCACAAUUAAUGAAAUUAUAUAUGCUGCGGGGGUAGUUGCCACAGAUAUUAUACUUGGGCCAAGAAAAGAAGCUCGUCAUAAAGGAAUGGAAACAAAAAAGUCAACAUCACCAAUAUGGAUACAAAGAAUAGAGGGAAAAAUAGAAAGAAUAAGAUUACAUAUCUCCCUGGUAUCCGAAAUGAAGAAGAAUAAUAAUUUAAAGAAGAGGACAAUAAAGAAACUGGAUCACCUUAAAAGGAUCUAUAAAUUGAAGACCAUGGAAGAUAUAGAACUUACCAUGGAAACUUUAAAACAAAAGGUAUUGCUCUAUUCUCAGAGAAUAAGAAGAUAUAAGAAGAGAGAGCAGUUUUGGCGACAAAAUAAAUUGUUUGAAUCGGACCCAAAGAAAUUUUACAGAACAAUUAGAGAGCAGAACAUACAAAAUGGAUUCAGCACCUUAAAUGUAGAAAAAAUGGCAGACUUUUGGUCAAAUAUUUGGGAAAAAUCUCAUCCAUUAAAUAAGAACUCUACAUGGAUGAAUAAAGAAAAAGAAGCACAUGCCUGGAUUGCUUCUUCAACAAUGUCGGAUGUAAGAAUGGCGGAUUUAGAAACAUGCCUAAAAAACACGGCCAAUUGGAAAAGUCCCGGAUUAGAUAGGGUACAAAACUUCUGGAUUAAGAAUUUUACAAGUACCCAUAAGUAUUUACUGGUAUCCAUAAAUAAAUUAAUAAUGGGACGGCAAGAAAUGCCAGAAUGGAUAACCACAGGUAAAACGUAUUUGCUGCCAAAAAAAUCAGGAGCUACGGAACCGAAAGAUUUUCGGCCGAUAACCUGUUUGCCCACAAUGUAUAAAAUAAUAACAGCUAUUAUUGCUGAAAAGAUUUAUGGGCAUUUAAGAAAAAAUAACAUUUUUCCUCCUGAACAAUAUGGAUGCAGAAAAGGGUCUUACGGCUGCAAGGAGGUUUUAUUAAUAAAUAAAUUGAUCAUGGCCAGUGCAAAACAAAAGAGGAAGAAUUUAAGCAUGGCAUGGAUUGAUUAUCAAAAGGCCUUUGAUAGUGUGCCUCACGAAUGGAUUAUUGAGGCAUUGAAAAUAUAUAAAGUAGACCCUAAUAUUACAGCGUUCUGCGAGAAGAGUAUGAAAAAUUGGUGCACCCAGCUGGAAGUGCAAAAAUACUCUUCUAGAAAAAUAUUUAUAAAAAGAGGAAUUUUUCAGGGAGAUUCAUUGUCGCCACUUUUAUUUUGCAUGUCUUUAAUUCCUCUAUCCAGACAACUUAAUAUCAAGGAUCAAGGAUAUGAGUUGGUACCGGGAGGCAGGAAAAUUACCCAUAUGCUAUAUAUGGAUGACUUAAAAAUUUAUGCCAAAAAUGAAGAGGAGUUAAAUAAAAUGUUACGGACGGUUCAAACCUUUUCCUCUGACAUCAACAUGAAAUUUGGGUUAGAGAAAUGUGCCAGAAUAAAUAUUGUCAGAGGAAAGUUAAAACAAAAGCAAAAUAUAGAAGACUCCGAAGAAGAACUUAUUAAAGAAUUGGACCCUGGAUCAUCAUACAAAUAUCUGGGGAUUGAAGAAAAUUUUGGGAUAGCCAACAAGGAAAUUAAACCUCGAUUGAAAAGAGAAUAUUUUAAAAGAUUGAGGCUUAUAUUACAGUCGGAACUGAAUGGAAGAAAUAAGAUAACCGCCGUCGGCACAUUAGCAGUUCCUGUAAUAGAAUAUAGUUUUGGCCUCGUAGACUGGACGAAAGAAGAAAUCACGCACCUAGAUAGAAGGACAAGAAAAAUAUUAACCAUGAAUGGUGCGUUACAUCCAAAAGCUGAUGUGGAUAGAUUGUACGUCAGCAGAAAGAUGGAGGAGAGGAUUAAGACAAAUAGAAGCGGCACACCAGAAUGCCAUUAUUGGAAUGGGAAAAUACAUAGAAUCCCAUCAAGAGGACCCUAUUUUAGCCCAAGUUAUACAUGCAGAAGAAAAAACUACAAAAAAAGGAGUUCUGAAAAGGGCAAAACAAAUCGUCCAAGAAAAUAA
Molecule: messenger RNA, 2664 nt
Organism: Pediculus humanus corporis (human body louse)
Lineage: Eukaryota; Metazoa; Arthropoda; Insecta; Psocodea; Pediculidae
Product: reverse transcriptase, putative
Exons: 1
Coding region: 1-2664 (887 amino acids)
Source: RefSeq, a predicted model, not a curated record